Messenger RNA from Penicillium cosmopolitanum, 483 nucleotides. RefSeq lists its product as uncharacterized. NCBI's taxonomy places the organism in Eukaryota, Fungi, Ascomycota, Eurotiomycetes, Eurotiales, Aspergillaceae. The record is from RefSeq and is a predicted model, not a curated record. The coding region runs from base 1 to 483 and encodes 160 amino acids. The transcript has a single exon.
AUGGAUGAGGAUAAGGCCGAAAAGCGACGUCGCGCAACGCCAGCCGGCCUGAUCAGUAAUGGGUGCGCAAGACACUGCCUUGAAGAUGUCCGUCAUGCAAUCAAUUGGGCUGCCGAAAAAUCUCCGACAAUUCUUGCCGAAACUCUGAAAAGGGGAAUUCAGAGCGCUUGUCGAGAACUCGACGAGGAAAUUACCUUAUAUCUUGUCGCAGAGGCCAACGCUCCCCUAGAACAGAUUGAUCCAUGGCACCUACAUUUCAUGUCAUCCCUUCCUCUCUGGGAAGCAUUGAUCGAGCGUGGAUGGGACAUCAAUCGACGCAGCACUAAGCAAUCUGGUCUAAGGUAUCGACUGAUAGACUUUGUCUGCAAUCGGGAAAGGUUCGUUGUAUGGUUGAUUGACCACGGAGCUCAAUUAGACGAUGGUGAAAAGGAUACUUGUCAAUGCCCGCCCUUCUUCAAUCCGUGGCUGGGCAGGGAAUUUUGA